This is a messenger RNA of Ictalurus furcatus (blue catfish), 2613 nucleotides long. RefSeq names its product solute carrier family 35 member F2 (gene slc35f2). Gene Ontology annotation, molecular function: transmembrane transporter activity. Gene Ontology annotation, cellular component: membrane. Bases 784 to 1974 code for a protein of 396 amino acids. NCBI's taxonomy places the organism in Eukaryota, Metazoa, Chordata, Actinopteri, Siluriformes, Ictaluridae. Gene Ontology annotation, biological process: transmembrane transport. The transcript is spliced from 10 exons. The record is from RefSeq and is a predicted model, not a curated record.
AAACUCAUUUCAAAGAGGUAUAGCUCCACCAUCCCUGCAACCCCAUCUCACACACACACACACACACACACGUGUAUAUAUAUAAUGUUUAAAUAAAUAAAUAAAUAGAUAAAUAAAUAAAUAAUACAUGCUACAUAUUUGCCUGAUGUACCUAGUCAUUAGAAUUGUAGACCUAUAACAUAAAGGCUAAUACCAAAUGUAUGAUAAUGUUCAGCGGCUGCUUCAGCAACACUUUCUCACCUCAGCCAAUCACAUAUCGGGAAGCAAGGGCUGAUUAAUAUUCAUAAACUUGCAUCAGUGCUGUCUCUGAUUUGCCGGUUUACUCGCGAAGUCGGCUGAGAUGUAAGGAAAAGGGGCGGGGCUUUUCAAACAAAUAUGCAACCCUUGAGCAAUAUGUCACGUUCCAAAUUACGCCAUAUUGCUGAUAAAGUGCACUAGAUAGGGUAUAUGAGCUGUUAGUCUUUGCGCUCUGCAUUGGACCUGUAUGGGGGAUUUGAGAUAAAGCCGAGUUCUUGCGGAAAUCGUGGCUGUUACUGAUUCGUUACCACAUGGGACUCGGAGCUGCCCGCGAGAUGUAUUGAUUGAGCGUAGAGCCCUGAACUCAACCCCAUUGAGCACCUCUGGGAUGAACUGGAACCCCGAAUGCACCCCAGACCUCCUCGUCCAACAUCACUAAUGCUCUUGUGGCUGAAUGAGCACAAAUCCCCACAGUCACACUCCAAAAUCAAGUGGAAAGCCUUCCCAGAAGAGUGGAGCGUAUUAUAACAGCAAACAGCCGGAGUUAUGGAGCGUGAGGAGGGAUGCAGACCCCCUGACCGUGUGGGUCUGAGAGCUCCUGGGAGCUGGAGAGCAUUGGUUUGUGGACCGAGGAACCUCCUGCUGAAAGAUGUUUUUAAUUGCCACCUCCUGAAGACGGUCCUGUUGGGUCAGGUCCUGUCCAUGCUGAUCUGUGGGACGGCUGUGACCAGUCAGUAUCUGGCGGAAGCUCAUGUGGAGACUCCGAUGCUGCAGAGUUUCCUAAACUAUGCUCUGCUGCUCCUAACCUACACCACCACUCUAUCACUCAGGAGAGGAGAUGAGAGCUUUUUUCAGAUAUUGAAAUCGAGGUGGUGGAAGUAUUUGCUGCUGGCACUCACAGAUGUUGAGGCAAACUACACAGUUGUGAAGGCUUACCAGUUCACUACACUUACAAGCAUUCAGCUGCUGGACUGCUUCGUGAUCCCGGUGCUGAUGGUGCUCUCGUGGUUCUUCCUGAAGACCCGUUACAGGCUGCUGCACUUCAUCGCCGUGGCCGUGUGUGUGCUUGGGGUCGGAGCGAUGGUGGGAGCCGACCUGCUUGCUGGAAGAGACCAGGGGUCAAACUCUGAUGUGUUACUGGGUGACGGCCUGGUGCUGAUCAGUGCUGCUCUGUAUGCCGUGUCUAACGUGGGUCAGGAGUACACGGUGAAGAACCUGAGCAGGGUGGAGUUCUUGGGCAUGAUUGGACUUUUUGGGACGCUGAUCAGUGGUGUACAAAUGGCUGUACUUGAGGGCGGUGCAGUCAGUAAGAUCAGCUGGGACUGGAGAAUAUGCUUGCUCUUCAUCGGCUUUGUGCUUUGCAUGUAUUGCCUGUACAGUUUCAUGCCUGUGGUGGUGAAGAUGACCAGUGCUACAGCGGUGAACCUCUCGCUGCUAACGGCUGAUCUCUUCAGUCUGUUCUGCGGCAUCGUGCUCUUUCACUACAUGUUCUCGGUCCUGUACAUCGUGUCAUUUGUGGUGAUCACCAUCGGCUUCAUCCUGUUUAACGUCAUUCCCACUUACACACCAGCUCCAUGUGACGCCACCGAGAGUGCUUAUCAGAGCGUGGCCACGGCAGAGGUGGUGCAGGGAGAUGGAGAGACUGUGCUGGACUGUCAGCAAGAUGGACAGCAGGAGGAGAAGUGUGGACACACAGAACCCUGUACAACCCUCUGUGCACUGAAAUGCAUUGUGUAACAUGAUGCUCUACAAUGUAGAGUGCACAGUGUUGGAUAUGCCUGAUUUUUAAAAGCAGUGCCCUUUUUACUUUGACUGACUAAAAGUUAUUGUAUUGUUGUUGUUGAUUUUGUUUGAUUGGAAUCAGCUUUUACAGUGUAUAAUGUUUUUUUUUUUUUUUACUGAAUAUGUCUGAUCAGUACAUUUAGAUGUUAUUUUAUUUAGUCUGAAGUUUACGUGUUGCACUCUGUUGUAAUUAGCAGUGAAUAUUUCUUUAAGGUCAGAAACAGGGUUUUACGUUAUUGUAAUAGUCAGUGGUUACACAUGAUUAUAAAAGUCGCAGCUGAUUGGCACAUGGUCAAAUCCUCUUAUGUUGUGUGCCAGUAUACAAAACAAAUACAGUGUUUCCAUUAAUAAUGAUGCUAAAAUAUUUAAACAUCUGUAAGAUUAAAAAAAAAGCUGCUUUUCUGAAUGUUGUUUUAAAUCUAGAAUAUUAUCGCCUCAUGAAGUUGCGUUCCAUUGGUGCUUAAAUUCUUGUCACAAAGUGACUUAUUUUGGUCAGUAUAUAAAGUUUUAACUGCUCAAAGCAGAUGUACCAGCUGUAAGAUAAAGCACUUUUUUUUAUUUAUAUGCUGAGUAUUUAAUAAAUAACUUUGUUUA